Messenger RNA from Quercus lobata, 375 nucleotides. RefSeq lists its product as uncharacterized. NCBI's taxonomy places the organism in Eukaryota, Viridiplantae, Streptophyta, Magnoliopsida, Fagales, Fagaceae. Bases 1 to 375 code for a protein of 124 amino acids. The record is from RefSeq and is a predicted model, not a curated record. The transcript has a single exon.
AUGGUGUUGGCGGAUCAGGGCAGCGGUGCAGAGAUCAUGUACCCCGACCUAUUUAAGGGGCUGAAGCUAAGGCCCGAGGACUUGGCCUGCUAUGACUCCCCUCUGAUAGGGUUUGAUGGGAAGAUUGUCUUUCCGAAGGGCCAAAUUAGACUACCUGUUCAGGCAGGGUCAGAAAUCAUGGAAGUGAACUUCAUCAUGGUAGAUGCAUACUCCCCAUAUACUGCUAUUGUGGCCAGACCUUGGCUUUACGCCAUAGAGGCUGUGUCUUUCACCCUACACUUGAAAGUGAAGUAUCUAUCAAGGGAUCAGGUCGAGGAGCUGGUUGGAAGCCAAUCUAUGGCCAGGCAGUGCUUGGUAGCUGCUAUCAGACAUUAG